UCCCAUAAUUAUUUAUUUAUAUGUCCACAUAAUAAUGCCAGAUCACCCAGGGCACUUUUAGGAGUAACAUGAAAAGGGUAGGGGCUCAGGCCCCCUUUCUAGUCAACCAUGUCCCAGCUUGUAUCCAGGGAUUAUGUGUGUGUUCGGACCAUAACAUAUGAAGUCGGAGCACACUUCAAUUCUCUUUCAUCUCUCUCAUUCUUCUUUCACGUUAAGCUGUCUCCUGCUUUCUCAGUCACACAUACAUCCAACAAUAUUUAGCCCAGACCUCUGAUGUGAAAAUGCAAGGAUUCUCUUCACUGACUUACAAUUACUCUGCCAGCAAAUGGAAUCCUAUUGUGUCUUGUGCUGCAAGCAGCAACGCAAUAAGCAGACAGUCCUCCUUCUGACAACAAGGAAUGCAGUUUAGACCAGGGGAGGCUGCUUUUCAGGGGCAGAAUAGAGAGGAAUCAGAAGAGGAGAAGCAACAAAUUCCCAGUCCUGAGGAAAAGAAAGAGGAGGAGGAAGGGCAAUGUAAAGAAAGAACACGAAUAAUUCAUUACCAUGAAAAAGUAUAAGAUAAACCAGACCAGUGGAAAAGGUCUAUAAAGAGUCUUCUUCCCAGAUCGCUUGGACUAUUCAUUGAUGGCUGGAAAUCCAAUGUUAUUAUGCCAAUUAAACUUUUGGAGCAUUUGUGUCUAUGCUGUACUUUGGUCACAUGGGCUCAGGAACCACCAUGUGAGAUUGCUUUGUUGAGCACUUGGGCUUUUCUCAUUGUUCAGAGUUGGCUUCUUCAGGGAACUUCAGCACCAUGGACAGAAGACUCAAUAUUACUACUGAAGCCUUCAAUCAGUUACUGAAGGAACAUAACAUGAGCAGACUGGAGUUCAUUGCAGCUUAUGGUCUUAAGCCCUUAGUUUACAUCCCGGAGCUGCCAUUCAAUGCCAAGGUGGUAUUCCUGGUCUUGUAUGUUAUCAUCUUUGUCCUGGCAUUGUUUGGCAACAGUCUUGUGGUGUAUAUUAUCAUCAGGAAGAAGGCAAUGAGGACAGCGACAAACAUCUUUAUCUGCUCCAUGGCUUGCAGUGACUUGUUGGUAACUUUCUUUUGCAUCCCUUUCACUCUGCUGCAGAACAUCUCAUCUGAAUGGCUGGGAGGACCAUUUUUCUGUAAGAUGGUUCCAUUUAUCCAAACUACGGCAGUGGUGGCCAGUACACUGACCAUGACGUGUAUCGCAGUAGAGAGGUACCAAGGGAUUGUCCAUCCAUUGAAAAUGAAGAGGCAGUACACCAACCGGAGGGCCUACAAGAUGCUUGGGUUUGUAUGGACUAUCGCUAUUGUUGUAGGUUCUCCAAUGCUCCAUGUGCAGACAUUAGAGGUGAAAUAUGAUUUGCUGUACAACUUGUACCAUGUAUGUUGCCUUGAGUCGUGGAGCGAUACUACCCUGCGCAGAGCUUAUGCCAUAUUUAUCCUUGUGGCCUUGUUCUUAGUGCCGCUUGCAGCCAUGCUUCUGCUGUAUUCCCGUAUCGGGUAUGUGCUAUGGAUUAAGAAGCGCAUUGGAGACUGUUCUGUGCUGAAUACUUUGAGCCGUAAUGAGAUGGCAAAAAUCACCAGGAAAAAGAAGCGAGCUGUAAUGAUGAUGGUCAUCGUGGUCCUUUUCUUCACUGCCUGUUGGGCGCCAUUCCAUGUGGUCCACUUCCUGUUUGAAUAUAAUGACCUGGAAGAAGAGUACGAUGACAUCACUGUGAAAAUGAUAGUCGCGAUCGUCCAAGCCGUGGGCUUUUUUAACUCCUUCAAUAACCCCGUAGUUUAUACGUUUAUGAAUGAAAACUUCAAGAAGAGUUUAGUGGCUGUGCUUUUCUGCCACUUUCGAGCACAAGAGCCAACAGAAAAGAGAGACAGUCAACUUGAGAAACCCAAAGUUGGGAUAGCCUCUUUCCACCAUAGAAGAGAUGGACGCAGUGCCCACAGCCACUUGAGUGCAGAGAACCUAGAGCUCCGGCUAUGUGAACAGUUCCCAGCGGCCAAACUAGAAUCUGUUACUUACCCUUUGGUGAAUUCACACAAGGACCUUCUUCCAAAUGGACAGUCAGCCUAAUGGCUGCAGAAUCAGAGCAGGAAUUUUAUUCAAUAAAACAUUAUUUUAAUCAAAGAAAACUGUGAAGAACAAAUCUGAAUGUCAUUUAUGUGAUCCUAUAAGUGCAUGUCCAUUUCUAAUGGCAAUGUUCAUUUUACACUAAACAGAGAAUUAAACCUGAAUCUUGGCUAUUCCCAUAGUUCAGUGUAAUUAUAUUGAUAACUAAAAAGGUUUCAUAUCAUAAAGCAAAGCUUGUUCUGUUUUCAGCUUACAUUUUUUUUCCUUAUGAUUAAAAAAACAGAACACUGUAGAUCUUCUGUACUGGUAAAGCAUUCCAGAAGUGUCAUCUGUAAUAAUAGUUAAUUCUUAAUUCAUUAUUUAAUAAAUGAACACAGUAGAAUUUUAAAUAAAAUAAAAUGAAAAAAAAAGUUGAAAUUAAAAAAAAAAGGAAAACGUUUAAAAAGCCCACCUUUGUACAGAUGCAUCUUUGGCUAAGACACAGAGAUUAAUUUUCAGUCGAGCUAGGGUUUAUUUUUUUUAUUUUUUUGCGCAUUGGCAAUGUCAUAAAAAAAUAAAACUUCCAGUGCUCAUUUAACUUGUGCCACAUUUCCAUUUAGAUACUUUUUACACCUUUUUAACCUUGCUCAAUAAAAGGGAAGAGUUUAUCGGAAAGUGAAUGUGUCUUCUAAAAAAGUGGAGGGGUAGCAAAUUGCAAAAUGCCAAAUUUUGGAGCAUCAUUCGCUCACUGUGUGACUAACAGAGAUAGCCAAGCUCUAUACUCUGUUAUCUCCAUCAGUCCCAUAGUAAGUAAAUGAAGCAGCCGCAUACAUGUUCAACCAUUGAUCCUUUCACAAGGGUGACAAGCAACCCUUGAUCUCAGGUUUGGUGAGGGUUUCAGUGUUUAGACAGCCACUGAUGAAUAUUUAUCAACUAUCCUGUGCAUAAGUUAUAGUUAGAGAUGUCAUGAUACCAAUAGUGGUAACAGGGCCAAUUUAAUCCAGUACUUGUGUAAAUGUCGCCUAUAACAAAACCAAUGCCUGCAGACCAUAAAGAAAAGAAAAAUAGGGGGAAGUACCUACCUACUGGGGGCAUCAACAUAAUGGGGUGGGCUCCUACCUAACUACUGGGGGCAUAUCUUAACCCCUUAACCCCUUCAGGACCAAGCCCAUUUUGGCCUUAAGGACCAGAGCGUUUUUUGCACAUCUGACCACUGUCACUUUAAACAUUAAUA
This is a messenger RNA of Hyla sarda, 3284 nucleotides long. It is a transcript of the gene QRFPR, whose product is annotated as pyroglutamylated RFamide peptide receptor. Gene Ontology annotation, molecular function: neuropeptide Y receptor activity; peptide binding. Lineage: Eukaryota; Metazoa; Chordata; Amphibia; Anura; Hylidae. Gene Ontology annotation, cellular component: membrane. The record is from RefSeq and is a predicted model, not a curated record. Bases 791 to 2074 code for a protein of 427 amino acids. The transcript has 6 exons. Gene Ontology annotation, biological process: G protein-coupled receptor signaling pathway.